Messenger RNA from Myxocyprinus asiaticus (Chinese sucker), 3599 nucleotides. It is a transcript of the gene ccdc87, whose product is annotated as coiled-coil domain containing 87. The record is from RefSeq and is a predicted model, not a curated record. The transcript is spliced from 19 exons. NCBI's taxonomy places the organism in Eukaryota, Metazoa, Chordata, Actinopteri, Cypriniformes, Catostomidae. Bases 690 to 3335 code for a protein of 881 amino acids.
AAACUUUGGAGAGACCCAUGUUGCUUAACAUACUUUAUUUUGGUUAGAAUAAAUGUUUAUAGUUUUUCAUUAACUGACUUAGAAGUAAAUUACAGGGUUGCGCAAUGACGACGUGCGUGACCUGCCGUGGUUUCCAUGCCAACGCCACUUGUUUGGGCUCCGGCGUGCAGGAAGAAAUAUGUAGUCGUUCUAAUAGCGUACAUUUGGCUCUGAAAUUUUUAUAACGAUCUUUUUUGAGACUUAAUUAAGUCGCAUAAUUCUGACACAUAAAUGUGUGAUCACAGACAUUAAAGUGUCUGGAAGUUGUUGACUCGCACGCAGGUUUAAACCUAAAAAUAUUUUUAUAUUAGAGACUAUGGUUCACGUUUCAGGAGGAGGAAAAUGUUUUGUUUUUUCUGCACCUUAAUUGUUCCCGAUUGAAUUAUUUUUAUUUUUUAUUUUUUGGGGAAUUUUGGUUUUGUGAAGCCCUGAAAGGUUUAUUUUAUUUUAUUAUUAUUUAUUUAUUUUGACUACAAAAUUGUCUAUUUGUUUUUAAUUGCUUAAAUAUGUAAUGUCAGAUGUACCACCUUAUUUAAUACAUGUUAAACUGUAAUUGCUUAGUAGAUAUGUCAGAUUUAUUCAACAUAGCAGACCUAAGCAGACUGCAGAACAUUUCUCUAAGAUAAUGUCUAAGCAUCACUAGUUAAAGAAUGACAGGAGAAAUAACAAGUGCACAUAGAUUUACUGCCCACUCAAAGCAUUGGAUGGAGCACACCAAAUGUGAGGACCUCAUUCAGAUGAUAUUCCACAGUAAAGAAGUUCAGCAGCACUUCAAGAACAUUCUGAGACCUCACUCACUUCUCAUUCACCCGGACAUGAUGAAAGACAGGGCCAAGGAGGUGAGAUCUGAGUCUUCUGCUUAUGAGAAGAAUAAAACCACUCCUACCUCUCUGUCAGAGCUUUGCAAACUGCUGGAGGAGAGAAUCUCUCAGAAUUCACAGCUCUACUCCAUCUGCCAUGAAGACCAACAGGCUCUGACAGCAGUGUUGAUUUCUGAGCUGGGUAUGAUCUGGCAUGACCUGAAAAUCCCACCUGUUGACAUCACGCUGACUCAGGACGAGAAUGUGCAGCUGCAUCAUCAGACAUUCAGUGAGGUGCUGGACAUCUGUGAGCAGCUUUUUCUGCACUACCUGCACUUGAUGGAUACUUUAAAGAGGCGUGGUGUCUUCAGCGACUAUGCCAACCGAAGCAGGCUGGCAGCUCAGCUGGCUUCAGACUGCACUAACCUCUUAAAUGUUCGCUCCAUAAGAUCCAGGAUUGUCCCAGGAAUCAAAGCUACAAGGAGACCAAGUGCUGCAACACAGAGAGAACGACAGCAGGGGACUUUACAGACACACUCUCUGCCCUGCCCACGUAAACAUGACCUGUUUCUGCAUGCCAAACAUAGCAUGAAGAGGGCUAUGACGGGUAGACCUCUGGAAAAGACUGUGGAGGAUGAACUCAAGGAGAUUGAAGAGAAAAUUGGGGAGCUGGAUUUGCAACGUGUGUAUGACCUCCUGCCCUACCACAUGGAGCCAAUCACGUGCAAGAAACACAACCAGAGAAUGGCUUGUUCAGGUUCCACAGCCAGCGUGCCUAGUAUACCGAAACAAGAAAAGGAUCCCUAUCAAAAUAGAGUCGUCAGAAUGAAGGGAUGUUUUUCCAUGCCAGACCUACAGAUGGAGACACUGCUGGAGGAGCUGGAGAUUGGAAUGCCCUGCCGGCCUCCAUCCCCAUUAGUCCUGCUCUUAACAGAACCAACAUCAAGCCUGGAGAAACACAUCACUCCUGCAGAUGACCUGAGGAGAUUGUUACAAGAUUACGAGGAUGUCAACAAUCUGAGUAACUGUGAGACAGACCUGCCCCCACUUAUCAAAGCCCCAACUGGCUAUGGUUCCAGAAGACUCCAAAAGCUCAAACUAAGACUACAGGAAAUGAUGGAGGAAGAGGAGGAGAAAAAGAAGAGUAAAGUACUGUUUGAGAAGCCUCCACACCCACAGGGAGCAGUGGUCAGUGUGGCGGUUUCACCACAAAUUAUCGUGCAGAUGACAGCAGCCCGAGUGUCUGACAGGAUUUUUCCAGAAACCAUCAAACUCAGCAUGUACCCUCCAGUCUACAAUGACCUUACUAAAGAGAUUGUCUCAGCGUCAGUAAUGGAUCGGAACUUGGUUGAAGAAAGUAUGGAAAUAAAAAAAGUUUAUGAAGAAUUAUCCAAAAGUAUCCCAACAAAGUAUUUCAACUUUGAUGAGGACCCAAGGAUUGAACCCAUACUGUCUAAUGCCAUGUGCUGCCUGAAAAGAAGGAUUAAUGAAAAACUGAUGAACCCAUUACUAAGGAGGCCAAAUCCAUACUGCAUAUCCCACAGAGAGAGAACAGAGAGGGCUGCAAACAGAAAGAGGCCCAUGGAUGUGACCACACGAGCAUACAGAGCCUGGUUUCAGUGGUGGAAGUGUCAGCUAUCACUGGAUGAUUAUCUCAACUAUAUUUCCAACCAGGACUCUGAUUACCUGUCAGUGUUGUUUCAUCUGUAUGACAGUGAUGAUGAGGAAGAAGAGAGACACAAACUGGCUCAGCUGCAGAAGGAAGAGAGGAGAAGAAGGCAUCAGGAAAGGAUCCAUUCAAUGAGGAAACAGAAGGAGGAAUUUCUUCCUGGUUUCUGGAAUGUCAACACCAUAGGAAUGGGAGGACUUGGGAAGGAACCUAAACUGGAUGAGAAAAAUCCUGAUGAGAAAAUACAGGAUGUGGGUGAAGGCCCAGCUGCCGGACUGCUGGAUAUAGACCAGAUGCAGGCCAGGCUCGAGAAGGUCUGGAAUGCCCUCUAUCUGCCUGAAGGACAGCGGAUAGACAUGGCCAUCAAAUACAGCUCUCAGGGGUACAGAGACCAUCUGCAGGAGGCAAUUGCUGCAUGGGAGCAGGCUGCUCGGCUGAUCCAACAGAGGGAGUUAUUGCUGUUUAAGUUGGAGGAGUUUGAGAGAGCAGCAUCUAAUCCCAACAGAUUUUUUCAACAAGGUUAUCAUGGUUCAUCUAUGGCUAGAAUGGAGGAAGCAAGUCAGAGAGGGAAGCUGAACUCUCAGAUUUCAGAUGUAGACAAAGGGUUAUCCGAGAUCAUUGGCCACAUCACAACCCAUUUCAAUGACAUCAUCACGUAUAAGGGUCGGCCGUACUGUGAGAAAAUGCGCUGGGACCGUAUUGAGAUGCUGUACUGGCUGCAGCAGGAAAGGCGGGUCCAGUCCCUGGAGAUGUUCGUAGAGGGACGGAUGGCUCUGCCUAACUGCCCCUCACUGGAUUUUUUUUGUUCUUGGCACCAUUCUGAGUGAAUUCUAGAGACUGUUGUGUGUGAAAAUCCCAGGAGAUCAGCAGUUACAAAAAUACUCAAACCAGCUCAUCUGGCACCAACAAUCAUCCAUGCCAUUAUCUAAUAAGCCAAUCAUGUGGCAGCAGUGCAGUGCAUAAAAUCAUGCAGAUAUGGGUUAGGAGCUUCAGUUAAUGUUCACAUCAACCAUCAGAAUGGGGCAAAAAUGUGAUCUCAGUGAUUUAGACCAUGGCAUGCUUGUUGGGAGAAGAUUUCAUACAAAGGUGUA